Physella acuta is the source of this 453-nucleotide messenger RNA. RefSeq lists its product as uncharacterized. NCBI's taxonomy places the organism in Eukaryota, Metazoa, Mollusca, Gastropoda, Physidae. The record is from RefSeq and is a predicted model, not a curated record. Gene Ontology annotation, molecular function: lipid binding.
CUGUACAGACUUGCGUACAACGUUUCUCUACAUUUGUGGCUUAAAAUUGUGUUCCUUAUAUUCAUCUUAAAAUUCAGUAAUAAAGGUAUGUUUUCCCGUAGGUUGAACUGGUGAACGUUGAAGAUGAUGAUGUUGUGUCUGGUGAUUCUAUUGGCUGUUGGUCACGUGUGCGCUGUUGAACCUGGCUUCAAACUAAGAAUAACAAACAAGGGACUGAACUAUGCCAAAGACCUGAUGGUCCGAUACCUCCAAGAAUCCUCCAAUGACUUUCUUCCAGCGCAGAUUGAAGGUGUAAACAAUAUCGCGCAGUGGAGUCUCCAAAACAUCCGGUACAAGAACUUCACAGUUGGGGACAGCUCUCUGCGGCUAAACCCCAGAUUCCUGACCUUGACCUUACAAGAUGUGGCUGUUGAAUCCAGCAUGGACGGUCUCCUCUCUCGUGAUGCUCUGUAA